UUCAGCUCCCUAAAGUCAAAGUAUAAUAUACUCGUGUAGUGGCUCCUCAUACAUCACAAUAAUCCAAGCAUGUUUUUGUUCAAGGCAUUGCGAUGACGUUUAAGUCAGAAAUAAUUUUGCAGAGGAUCACUUAAUACUGCUAUAACAAAGGUUUAAUUUUUCUUUUGUUUAUACCAGCAAAUUCCCCACUUUGUUUCUCCCGCGAUAGGCUACACGCAGGCUGUCCAAAUAAUAAACCCCGGUAAUAAUGCGGCAGGAAUAAGAGAGAGAGAAAAAAAAACAUUUGCAACUGAAAUGCCAUUAAGUGGGCUGGGCCCUGUCCUCUUCCCUUUUCCCUAACUAUAAGUUCGGUAUGGAAACGGGCUCGUUGAAACGGACAUCAGUCAGGGGGAAAUUCGUUUUGCUAAUAUGAGUUCGGCAUCUGCCAUGCAGCUACACAUUCUAUUCGCCACUUCCUUCGCCUGGGCCGCCAGCCACCAGCAGCCCCCCACGUACCACUUCCGUGACCCCGUGAGCCAGCAGGUGCUGGUAUGCGAGCAGUGUCCCCCCGGCACGGCGGUGCGGAGCCACUGCAGACCGGACCGGCCCACGGAGUGUGCGCCGUGCCCGGACAGCCACUUCUCCGAACACUGGCAUUGGGGCGACUCGUGCCGGCACUGCACGGCUGUCUGCAAGGAGCGCCAGCUGGUCGAGAGGGAGUGCAACGGCACGCAUGACCGGCUCUGCAAAUGUGUGCCAGGGCACCACCUAGAGGUGGAGUUCUGCGUGCGACACUCAGCCUGCCCCCCCGGGUCUGGGGUGGUCCUGCCUGGUUCGCCGGAGCGGAACACUCUUUGUGAGAAGUGUCCCAAGGGAUAUUUUUCCAGCGUGGCAUCGGCAGUGGAGCCCUGCUUCCCGCACCGGGACUGCAGUGCCCUGGGGAUGCGGGCACUGAGGGCCGGGACAGCGGCGCGGGAUGCCAUAUGCGAGCGGGAGGACGAGUGCUUCCCGGGACACGCCAUGUGCCAUACAGGCACACUGCUGUGUGAGGAGAUCAUCUUCCAGUUCCUGGGUUCGAAGCAGCUGUCUACGCUGCAGCUGGACUCCCUGUCAGACCAGCUGCCGGGCAGGAAGGUGGACCGGCGGAGCGUGGAGCGAAUGAUGAAGGCGUGCGGUGCCCAACAGGGGGUGCUGCUGUUGCUCAGGCUAUGGAGGGAGCAGAACCGUGAUCAGGAGAGGCUCUUUGGCAUUAUCGGAGGUGUGAGCCGCUGUCAGAGGAUGUUGUCAAGGUGUGCAAGCCCCGGCAACCUCACCCCGCAGGACCUGAGGAGCGUUGCAGACAGCCUGCCGGGAAAUCGGGUGGAGGACAAGGACUUCCAGCACGUGAUGCAAUCAUGCCGACCCCGGCAGCAGCUGCUGCAGAUCCUGUACACAUGGAGGAUCCACAACGUGGAGCAGGAUGUAGACAAGGCGCUGGGGCACAGCCUGCGCAGGCUGCGCAGCCGUGACGUUCCGCGGAACCUGCUCAAGUCACUCAAGAACGUCAGCAAGAUCCUUAGUGGCUUCUUCACGGAGAAGAUGUACGAGAAGCUUUUCUUCGACAUGCUGAAGGUUAGCAAGAGCCUCACGUCCCAACCUAACGAUGACUAGGCAGCAGACGGACGAACAGUCACUCGAUGCAAGGCUGCGCAGUCUGCAAACGUGCCCCCCAGUUGGCAAAUGGCAAAUUCAUUUGCAUUGUCUUUUAGAAACUUGAAUGAAGUGAGGAUAUCUCAGUGUAUAUUUGGACUGCAAAAUAAAUAAAUUAAUAAACAAACAAACAUAACAACAAUAAAAAAUGCUCAUAGUAAACAUGCAAUGUGGUAUUACAUUAAUGUACAUAAAACUGUAAUUUAUUUCAUUUUUUAUGGCGAUGUUUCAAAAAAUAUAUGUGGUAUUAAGUUUUCGCUUAAUGGCCACUGAAAUACAAGAAUCUUUUUUCCCAGUUCAGUUUUUUAUUAUUAUUAUUUAUACUCGGACAGUGGUACAAUUAUGUCCGUUUUGUACAAUAAACAUACUGCACUCA
Paramormyrops kingsleyae is the source of this 2044-nucleotide messenger RNA. Its product is annotated as tumor necrosis factor receptor superfamily member 11B-like. Gene Ontology annotation, molecular function: protein binding. NCBI's taxonomy places the organism in Eukaryota, Metazoa, Chordata, Actinopteri, Osteoglossiformes, Mormyridae. The record is from RefSeq and is a predicted model, not a curated record.